GUUGCUUCACACGGGCGGUACCCGGAUGUAGCUGCUCACGUUCUCCACAGAGAGAGAGACCCCUAGGGGAGGGAGAAGGCGGGGAAGUCCGCGCAUGCGCCGUGGCCUCUCUCCUCCUCUCCUUUCUUCCCUCAGGGGCUUGGACGUCUCUGAGGCUGGUCGCUAGGCCUUGAAUCCAGGCGGGGCUGGAGGUGGCUAUGUCAGCUGAAGCCACCGCAGACCAGGCCUCCUCCCUGGAGAAUUGCGCACCCCUGGUCCCAACCCAGCAACGACGGGAUGGCGGCGGAGGGGUAGCCGGCGUGACCUUUGACCUCAAGCCCCUGAACCCCAGCAGCAAGUAUGUCAAGCUGAACGUCGGAGGGUCCCUGCAUUACACCACCGUGCAAACCCUCACCAAACAAGACACUAUGCUCAAGGCAAUGUUCAGCGGCCGGAUGGAGGUGCUCACAGAUAGCGAAGGGUGGAUCUUGAUUGACCGAAGUGGACGCCAUUUUGGUACCAUCUUGAAUUACUUGAGAGAUGGCUCAGUAUCCCUUCCAGAGUCCCAGCGGGAGUUGGAAGAAGUCCUCUCUGAAGCCCGGUAUUACCUGAUACAAGGUUUGGUUGAGGACUGCCAGCUUGCCCUACAGCAAAAGAGUGAAGCUUUUGACCCACUCUGCCACAUCCCCAUGAUAACAUCACCCAAGGAGGAGCAGCAGAUAAUCUCAAGCUGUUCCAAGCCUGUGGUGAAGUUACUGCAUAAUAGAAGUAAUAACAAGUAUUCCUAUACAAGUAACUCUGAUGACAACUUACUGAAGAAUAUUGAACUAUUUGACAAAUUAGCUUUGCGGUUCAAUGGAAGGGUGCUCUUCAUCAAAGAUGUUCUCGGAGAUGAGAUUUGCUGCUGGUCCUUUUAUGGUCAGGGCCGUAAGAUCGCAGAAGUCUGCUGCACCUCCAUUGUCUAUGCUACGGAGAAGAAGCAGACCAAGGUAGAGUUCCCAGAAGCCCGGAUCUUUGAGGAAACCCUGAACAUCCUCAUUUACGAGACGCCGCGAGUGCCAGACAGAGCCCUCCUGGAGGCAACUGGCGGGGUGGCUGGCGGAGGUGGGGGCCCCCUCCGUGCCGGUGAUGACGAAGACGGACGAGAGCACCGUGUCCGACGCAUCCAUGUCCGUCGACACAUCAUGCACGAUGAGCGCCCUCAUGGCCACCAAACAGUUUUCAAAGACUGAUCCUUCCUCAUUCCUGGUACCUUCAUUACUCCAUCCAUUCAGUGCCAAGCCUUUCCUCGCAAGGUCUUCUCAGUGGUAUUCACUUCUUUUCAAUCCCUUUUCUCUUUCUAUUGUUCGUUGACUUCAUAACCAACCCAAAUCCGCUUUCUUACCUUUAUUGUAACAGUUCAUAACUGGACCCACUUUCUAUUUUACUGUCAUGUCUUUUUCGGUUAUUGAUGUAUCCUUUACAUUUGAGUCUUAACGCUUUUGACUUUCCACUUGUUUUUGUUCUGAACCUUUCCUGGCCUCAUAAUCUUCUAUAUUCUACUCCAAACUGGGCUGUGGCCCUUUCUUCCUGUGACUCAUAAUAUCUUUCUUUUAGAACGGAGACCUCUUGGCUCUUAACUUAUGAUCCUUGAAACAACUCCAAUGUAAAAUAGCUGUGUUGAGGUAAUGCAUAUUAAU
Anolis sagrei ordinatus is the source of this 1658-nucleotide messenger RNA. It is a transcript of the gene KCTD13, whose product is annotated as potassium channel tetramerization domain containing 13. NCBI's taxonomy places the organism in Eukaryota, Metazoa, Chordata, Lepidosauria, Squamata, Anolidae. Gene Ontology annotation, cellular component: Cul3-RING ubiquitin ligase complex. Gene Ontology annotation, molecular function: protein binding; ubiquitin-protein transferase activity. Gene Ontology annotation, biological process: negative regulation of Rho protein signal transduction; protein ubiquitination; protein homooligomerization. The record is from RefSeq and is a predicted model, not a curated record.